AUGAGGAACAACACAAAAUUUCUCGGAGUGAUAAUCAAGGACAAAUUCUCGUGGGAUAUGCAUACAGACUCGUUAUCGAAAAAAAUUAAUAAAACCAUAGGUGCAAUUAAUAAAAUUAAAUUCCUACAUUAUCUAUUACCAACAUCUUUUAAUGACUUCUUCGAAUUUGGAAAUGCUGUGCAGUCAAAGUUCACUCGACAUUCUCCUCUGCUCUAUACACCACCUGCAAGAAUAACACUGCUUGGUGGAAGUUUAAAACAUACAGUGGUGGCGAUCUACAGCUACAAGCAGGACAAAGAUGACGAGUUGACCUUCGAUGAAGGUUCAGUCAUCUACGUGGUCAAGAAGAAUGAUGACGGCUGGUGGGAGGGUGUCAUGGAUGGACAAACUGGACUCUUUCCUGGUAACUAUGUCGAACCAUGCAUAUGA
Helobdella robusta is the source of this 429-nucleotide messenger RNA. RefSeq lists its product as hypothetical. Bases 1 to 429 code for a protein of 142 amino acids. The transcript is spliced from 4 exons. The record is from RefSeq and is a predicted model, not a curated record. NCBI's taxonomy places the organism in Eukaryota, Metazoa, Annelida, Clitellata, Rhynchobdellida, Glossiphoniidae. Gene Ontology annotation, molecular function: protein binding.